Durio zibethinus is the source of this 1292-nucleotide messenger RNA. Its product is annotated as putative WRKY transcription factor 29. Gene Ontology annotation, cellular component: nucleus. The record is from RefSeq and is a predicted model, not a curated record. Gene Ontology annotation, molecular function: transcription cis-regulatory region binding; DNA-binding transcription factor activity. Lineage: Eukaryota; Viridiplantae; Streptophyta; Magnoliopsida; Malvales; Malvaceae. Gene Ontology annotation, biological process: regulation of DNA-templated transcription.
UUUAGAUUUUCUCUCAUAUCUCUUUAUCACAAAUCCCUAACAGAUCUCAAGUCACCACCACUGUUUGUUCUCUUCUAGUUUUCCUUUCUAUCUCUCCUAUUUUUCAUAUAUGGAAUAAGAACAAUUGUUGAUGAGCGAAUUCUACAUGGAGAACUGGGAUUUGCAAGCAGUAGUUGGAGGAAGCAGCAAUGGUGCCUGUAUCCCCGACAUGGAAGACCCACCAUAUAGUUUUGAUCCUUGGAGUUUUCAACAAGAAGACCUUAUGAGUUUCCCAGAAAUUUUUGGAACAAACCCUACAAUUUUAGAUGAAUUGGAGGAACUUUACAAGCCUUUUUAUCCUGAGUUGAAUCCAUAUUCCACACAAACCAUCAUUACCAGUUCCCUACCAGUCCCUCAAGAUGUGGACGAACAAGAGAAUCAAAAAGGGCAGCAAUCUGUUUCUCAGCCUGCUAUUUCUGGUACAAAUAAUGAAUCAGUCAAACCUAAAAGAUCCAGCCGGAGGAAUCAACAAAAUAGAGUGGUGCAGCAUGUAACAGCUGAUGGUCUAUCAUCGGAUAUAUGGGCUUGGAGAAAAUAUGGACAAAAACCCAUCAAGGGUUCACCAUAUCCAAGGAGCUAUUACAGGUGCAGCAGCUCAAAAGGAUGUUUGGCAAGAAAGCAAGUAGAGCGUAGCUGUUCGGAUCCUCGAAUCUUUAUCAUAACCUACACGGCUGAGCACAGCCAUGGCUACCCAACUCGCCGAAGCGCGCUUGCUGGAAGCACUCGCAGCAAGUCAUCAUCAGGAGUAACUAAAAUUCUUGCCAACAAAAAAGAACCCCAUGAAGCAGCAGAAACAGUUAUUUCUCCAACAACCAUUAAAGAUGAGUCCGUGCAACAAGAGUGCAUAAAAAUGGAGGAAUUACAAAUGCUUGAAGAUGGUGAUGAUCAAAGGGACAAAAUUCUCACGCCAGACAUAAUGUUGAGUGACGAACUAGUUCAAAGCUUAGAGAAUUUUGAGGGUCUCUUUCCAGACCAAUUUCCCGAUUUGUCUCAUGAAUUAUGGUCCAUGAAUGAAUUUGCAGCCUCUUAGGUAGCUAGACCGGGCACAAAGCCAGCCAUGUAACAAGAAAAUUGCACUUCUCUAAGAGGCACCACGUUUUUUUGCUUGGUUUUGUUUAUAUAACCUUUCUUUUGGCACUUUCAGUUCCUGUAAUCCAUCUUCUUGCAAGAGGUUGCAAGUAUAAUAGUGAUAAAAAAAACUAGAUUUAUGCAUAAAAAAUAUUUUUUUUGGUUACACUAAAUGAAAUGGAAAU